Molecule: messenger RNA, 2843 nt
Organism: Salvia hispanica
Lineage: Eukaryota; Viridiplantae; Streptophyta; Magnoliopsida; Lamiales; Lamiaceae
Product: exocyst complex component SEC10b-like
Biological process (GO): Golgi to plasma membrane transport; exocytosis
Cellular component (GO): exocyst; cytoplasm
Source: RefSeq, a predicted model, not a curated record
CAGCUAAAAUUUUUCCAGAAAUCGCUGUCAAUUCUGUUUCCCUCUCUGAAAUUCUUCGCAUUGUGGUUCAGAUUUCUAUCGCAAUGCACCUAAACAGAUACAUGCAAAACAUUUUGCGGCAAAUUUCGCGCUAGAUCCUUUUUUGGUAUUGAUUCCUCACUGUGAAGCUUCGCGGUUCCAACAACACCGUUCAGAUGGAAGAGACGAAAAAUGGUGCAACGAUUGAUGCCUCUGCAAUAAUUUUGAGCAUUGAUGAGUUCAAGGGUGACUUUUCAUUUGAUGUACUGUUCCGGAAGUUAGUAAAUCAGUUCUUACCAUCGUGUUUAGAAGAAAUAGAUGCUUCUGAAAAAGCUAGUGUAAAUGAUGUUAUGCCACGUGGUCAUACGCGAACGCAUUCAGAAGCUGCGAAAUUCUCGGUAGGAAUAUCAAGUCCGUUGUUUCCCGAAGUAGAUGCUCUGUUAUCUCUAUUCAAGAAUUCGGGUAUGCAGUUGAUUGAUCUUAGAAAGAAGAUUGAUGGGAAACUCAACAAUCUCAAGAAGGAAGUAGCAAGUCAAGAUUUUAAGCACCGUAAGACACUUUCUGAGCUCGAAAAACGUGUUGAGGUCCUGUUCGAUAGUUUUGCAAGGUUGGAUUCCCGCAUAUCGAGCGUUGGCCAAACUGCUGCUAAGAUUGGGGACCAUCUUCAGAGUGCAGACACCCAGAGAGAAAAUGCCACUCAAACAAUAGAUCAUAUCAAGUACCUGAUGGAGUUUAACAGCAGUCCUGGUGACCUAAUGGAACUCUCACCUUUAUUCUCAGAUGAUAGCCGGGUAUCUGAGGCUGCAUCAAUUGCUCAAAAAUUGAGAUCAUUUGCCGAAGAAGAUCCUGGAAGACAAGCCAUGACUGUCUCAGGAAAUGCAACAGCAAGCAAAGGAUUGGAAGUUGCAGUUGGUAAUCUCCAGGAAUAUUGCAAUGAACUGGAAAACAAAUUGCUGUCCAGAUUUGAUGUAGCCACGCAGAAAAAGGAUCUGUGUUCAAUGGCACAAUGUGCAAUUAUUUUGUUGCAGUUCAACAGGGGUACUAGUGUUAUGCAACAUUAUGUGGGGUUACGUCCAAUGUUUGAUUUGGAGGUCAUGAAUGCUGAUGUCCAAGUGGUUCUUGGUGACUCUGGAUCUCAACCCAUUCCUAGCAAUGUUGGGCAAGGGCUCUCUUCAUUGUACAAAGAAAUUACUGAUACUGUAAAGAAAGAAGCAGAAACCAUAACAGCAGUAUUUCCUUACCCCAAUGAUGUCAUGUCGAUAUUGGUUCAGCGUGUCCUGGAAGACCGAGUUCCUAAUCUUCUUGAGAAGCUAUUGCUGAAACCAUCUCUUGUUAAUCUACCUUCCAAGGAAGAAGGAGGGCUUAUAUUAUAUCUGAGAAUGCUAGCAGUGUCAUAUGAGAAAACGCUCGAACUUUCUAAGGACUUGCAUAGCGUGGGAUGUGGUGACUUGGAUGUUGAAGGCUUGACUGAGUCACUUUUUCUUCCCCACAAAGAUACAUAUAUAGAUUAUGAAAAGGUUUCUCUUAGGCUACUCUAUAAGGCAAAGAUGGAGGAACUAGGAAUUGAGUCCUCGUCCUCUGAAUCAAAGGGCACAAUUGGGCGUUCCAAGGGAGCAUCCAUUGCAUCUUCUCAACACCAGAUAUCUGUCACCAUUGUUACAGACUUUGUACACUGGAACGAAGAAGCCAUAUCCAGAUGUACUUUAUUUUCAACACAGGAAACUAUUCUUGCAGCUAACGUUCGGCUCGUUUUCACAUGCCUCUUGAAGCAGGUAGGUCAAUAUAUAACAGAAGGCCUUGAAAGAGCGAGAGAAAGCCUGGCUGAUGCUGCAGCAUCUAGAGAACGGUUUGUUCUAGGAACUAGUGUGGGUCGAAGAGUUGCAGGAGCCACAUCUAUAGGAGAAACUGCUGCUGCAGCUGGAGAAAGUGGUUUUAAAACUUUUAUGCUUGCUCUACAGCAGUGCGGAAGUAGUGUGGUUGUUCUUCAACAAUUUUUUGCGAACUCCGUUUCUCAAAUCUUACUGCCUGUGGAGGGUGCACAUGCUGCAGCCUGUGAAGAAAUGGCAUCAGCAAUGUCCAGUGCAGAAGCUGCUGCCUACAAGGGGCUCCAGCUGUGCAUUGAAACAGUGAUGGCUGAGGUUGAUCGUCUGCAAUCAGCUGAACAGAAAGCUGCAGAUUUCCGAUCAUCUGACGAUGGCAUUAGUCCGGAGCAGCGACCAACAAAUGCUUGCACUAGAGUUAUUGCCUAUCUAUCCCGGGUACUUGAGUCUGCUUUCACAGCUCUUGAUGGUUUGAACAAACAGGCAUUCCUCACUGAACUGGGAAAUCGCUUGCACAAGUUGGUAAUGAGUCAUUGGGAAAAGUUCACUUUCAACUGGAGUGGAGGACUGCAGCUCAAGCGUGACAUAUCGGAGUAUGCAGACUUCAUUCGGUGUUUCAAUGCUCCUACAGUAGAUGAGAAAUUCGAGCUGUUGGGCAUCCUAGCGAACGUGUUUAUUGUCGCUCCUGAAAGUAUUUCGUCGCUGUUUGAAGGAACCCCAAGUAUAAAAACAGAUGCAAAAAGGUUUAUUCAGCUCAGAGACGAUUACAAGAGUGCAAAGCUGGCAACUAAACUCAGUUCUCUGUGGUAGCCACCUCUAAUCAAUGCAGAAAUAGGGUCUAUCGUUUUUAUAUUUAAAGCUAUGAUUGUGUGAUUCAUUGGUGAUAACAAAUUGAUUAUUCACACAUAUUAACAUGUUGAAUACGAACUAUGCGAAAGCGGAAAGGUGUUCGUGUUCAUGUUCAUGUGUUUUGAUGAAUUCCAAAGUAGGGUUUGAUCGUCUUCC